AUGGCCGAGUCUCCAUGCGGCCAGGCGGAACUUCUGAAGGGUGAGACGAUCACGCGGAUCAAGCCCGUCUUCGCGGCUGCCGCCAACAAGCGCACGUGCCAGCACCUCUACGACGCGCUGCUGCUGUUGUCUGCGUCGUUCACGGGGGCUCGUCAACUCUCAAGCGCCAGGUACCUCCCAGUGGUGCUGGACCAGCUCAAGGGCUGUCGUCUGAACGACGCGCUGCGGAUCCGUGCGCUCAAGCUGCUCAAGAACCUGGCGAACGACGGCGUGGACGCCACGACGUUCCGCGCGCUAGAGCUGGGGGCGGUGGCGCAGUGCGCUAAGCGGCUGCACUCGCCCAACUCUGAGGUACGCGCGGCGGCGUGCGAUACGCUGGCGGCGUUUGGCUUCGCGGACAAGGCGCGCAAGGCCGUGGUGGAGCACGGCGGCGUCGUGCCCAAGCUGUGCGCGCUGCUGACGGACCCGCAGUGGCAAGUGGCGUCCGCCAGCGCCGGCGCGCUCAUGAGCCUGGCGGCGAACGACGAGAUCAAGCGGCAGAUCGUGGCCAACGAGGGGCUCGCGCCCGUGAAUCAGCUGCUGCAGGCCAACAAGGUGCCGCUGCAGCUGCACACGACCAAGCUGGUGGCGGUGAUCACGGCGCUGCCGGCGGCGCGUAGGCUGCUGGACGUGCCGGCCACGACGCUGAGGCUGCGCACGCUCAUGCAGGACGAGAACGCGCUGCUGGCCAAGGGUGCUAAAGUGGCGCUGGCGGCGGUGCAGUGGAGGGCGUAG
Messenger RNA from Phytophthora sojae, 774 nucleotides. RefSeq lists its product as hypothetical. Lineage: Eukaryota; Oomycota; Peronosporomycetes; Peronosporales; Peronosporaceae. Gene Ontology annotation, molecular function: protein binding. The record is from RefSeq and is a predicted model, not a curated record. Bases 1 to 774 code for a protein of 257 amino acids. The transcript has a single exon.